GCUUGUGCGCUUGAUCCAGAUGCGCCUUUAUAUGUCUUGUUAAAGAGAAUUUCCCAAAUUUAAACCGAGAUCAGUACUUUUUUAUAGAUGACUAAAUGGUCGAAUAGGGCUAAUUUAUCUCAGAUUUUAAGUUUUAACAAAUCUAAACGCUUUGUCAACAACUGUUAAUUCGCUUAGGAAAGUUUUAUCCCUCGUUUACAGUUCUAUUUGUAGAAGCAUAUGAGAUGACAGGCGUGAGAAUGUUUCCAUCCCUGCUGCUGAUGCUGUUUCUGCUGGUGCUGAUGCAGUCCGGCGCGCUUUGCGCACGGAGGUUCCGGGGCGGCCGCAACUCGCAGCCGCGCCGCUCGCCGCCUCCUCCCACGCACCGGGCAGACCGGGGCGACACCACGGAGAGCUUUCCUCUGGACUUCACCGCAGUGGAGGAGAACAUGGAUAAUUUCAUGACGCAGGUGAAGAACCUGGCGCAGUCCCUGUAUCCCUGCUCGGCACAGAAGCUUGAUCAUGACAUGAAGCUGAAUCUUCUGGUGAACACUUCUGUCACCUGCAACGAUGGGAGUCCUGCCGGGUACUAUCUGAAAGAGUCCCGAGGCAGUAGACGCUGGCUGAUAUUCCUUGAAGGUGGCUGGUACUGCUUCAAUAAGGAGAACUGUGAUGGCCGAUACGAGACCAUGAGGCGGUUUAUGAGUUCUUCUAAGUGGGCCCAAACUAAAAGAGGCACGGGGAUCCUGUCUCCACUGCCAGAGGAAAACCCUCACUGGUGGAAUGCAAACAUGGUGUUCAUUCCCUAUUGCUCCAGUGAUGUGUGGAGUGGUGCUACAGCCAAGACAGAGCAGAAUGGAUAUGCCUUCAUGGGCUCCCUUAUUAUCCAAGAGGUAGUCAAGAAUCUUCUGACCAAAGGUCUAGACAAUGCCAGAGUCCUUCUUUUAGCAGGAAGCAGUGCUGGUGGUACUGGAGUUCUGCUGAAUGUGGAUCGUGUAGCUGAGCUCCUUGAGGGGAUGGGGUAUGCUGGGAUACAGGUGCGAGGGCUGUCUGACUCAGGCUGGUUCUUAGACAACAAGCAGUAUCACUGCACAGAUUGUGUGGAUACCAUGAGCUGCACACCCACAGAGACUAUCAAGAGAGGAAUCAAGUAUUGGGGAAGUGUGGUACCCGAGAGGUGCAGACAAAGCCAUGAAGGAGAGGAGUGGAAUUGUUUCUUUGGAUACAGAGUCUUCCCUUCAAUAAAAAGUCCUGUGUUUGUGGUCCAGUGGCUGUUUGAUGAGGCCCAGUUGACAGUUGACAACAUUCAGCUAACAGGGCAGCCUGUGCAAGAAGGCCAGUGGCGCUACAUCCAGAAUCUAGGCAUUGAGCUGAGAAACACUCUAAAAGAUGUCCCGGCUAUGUUUGCUCCAGCAUGCCUAUCUCAUGAAGUUAUCACCAGAAGCUACUGGAUCGAUGUGCAGGUCAAAGGGACUUCUCUUCCCCGAGCCCUGCACUGCUGGGACCGCAGCCUUCAUGACAGCAGGAACAACAAGGCGCCACCCAAAGCCUGCCCUGUGCAUCUGAUUGACAAUUGCCCCUGGCCUCACUGCAACCCCACCUGUCCAACCAUCAGGGACCAAUUCACUGGGCAGGAGAUGACCGUGGUGCAGUUCCUGAUGCACAUGGGCUUUGACGUCCAGAAGAUGGCCCAGCAGCAGGGCAUGGACCCAAGCAAAUUACUAGGCAUGCUCAGCAGCGGCAGCUAAAGGGGCACAUACUUCUAUUGUAAGCUAGAACCAAGCAGGACUGGAGGGUCUCUCCAGCUUGUCUCCUAUAACUUAUACCUCUGCUCAUUAUCCCCACUUUGAAUCCAAUACCUCCUAUCAUCCUAAAUGCUUCACUUUGAUCCUGAAGUCAGGUUUAACACACCAGGCCCACCACCUUGACCAGGCACCACUUUCUGCUACCAUAAACAAUAUUUUUUUUCUGAGUAAAAGCACCAACAACAAAUAUUUUGAAUGUAAUUCACUUUUCAUGAUGCAAACUGUCAUUUGAUAUUUAAUUUUGUGAUCCUUUUGUAAAGAAUAAGUUUAGUCAACACAAUAAUAAUACAAAAAUACUAUUUGAUAUGUUAGUUAGUCAGUAGAGCCUAUAACAAAAACUGUAUCCAUCACCUUUUGUCUUUUAGGGGUUUAUUUACUAUAGAUGUCGAGUUUGUAAUAGAAAAACAUUUGAGCUUGUGUUUUUAGCAGAAACAGGGUAAAAUGAUAGAAAAGCACACAGUUAAGAAAGCUCUAAAACAACAAACAAAAAAACAAGCACUUGUUGCCUUUAUUUAGUAUUGAAGGUACAUGAAUAAAAAGAAGUCAGACAUUUAUGUUACAAUAAUUAUGAAAAUGAGCAGACAAAGCUGUAAGUACGUAUGGGCUGCUUCAAGAUUUUUAAAAUAUAAGAUUGAGUAAAAAUGUCACAUUCAAAGAAAGACAAUAGAUCAUGACAGAAAAGCAACAAUACUUAAAACUGCUGCUAAAAUGACCAAAAAUACUCAUUAUUACAGUUUUCAGUACAUUGACCUGUGCAAAAAUAUAAAAAUAACUACUCAGUAAAUUUACUAGCAGAUUUCAAGUGCUAUAAUAUUAACAUAUAAUCUACUCGAAUUAGAUAUAUUACAAAUAACAACACUAGUGUUGACCGAUAUAAAUUGAAGGACCUGUGUAAAAUACUGAGUGUGGUCCAUCAGGUGUUUAUUGCAUAAAAUUAAGUUUAUUUUUAUAAUUAUUUUCUCUUUAAAGAAAAAUAAAAGCAUGAUUACCUGAAAAACGAAUGACUUGUGAAUUAGUUGCGAUUCGUUCAGGUUGUUAGUGAUCAGACAAAAGCUUUAUAGUUAUACUGCUCUUCACUUGCCAACUGUAUUUU
Messenger RNA from Cyprinodon variegatus (sheepshead minnow), 2877 nucleotides. It is a transcript of the gene notum1a, whose product is annotated as palmitoleoyl-protein carboxylesterase notum1a-like. The coding region runs from base 225 to 1727 and encodes 500 amino acids. The transcript has 11 exons. The record is from RefSeq and is a predicted model, not a curated record. NCBI's taxonomy places the organism in Eukaryota, Metazoa, Chordata, Actinopteri, Cyprinodontiformes, Cyprinodontidae. Gene Ontology annotation, molecular function: hydrolase activity.